This is a messenger RNA of Solanum dulcamara, 1866 nucleotides long. Its product is annotated as F-box protein At3g07870-like. The record is from RefSeq and is a predicted model, not a curated record. Gene Ontology annotation, molecular function: protein binding. Bases 266 to 1396 code for a protein of 376 amino acids. Lineage: Eukaryota; Viridiplantae; Streptophyta; Magnoliopsida; Solanales; Solanaceae. The transcript has a single exon.
AUAAUAUUUGACACAUUUGCUUGGUUUACCACAUCCAAAUUCAUACUUCUGCACAAACUUAUCAUAAUUUGACUUCAUUUUAUGAGUAAUCUCUAAAUCCCUCAAAUUUUCUUUCUUUGCCAGCUCAAAGUUAUCUUGAGCAACAAGAACCACUCAACCAACGAAGACUCUUCAACACAAUAGAGGAAAGAUUGAACCUUUAACAAUAUAAUCAUCAAUAUACAGCUUCUUCUCAUCUUUCAUAUAUACAUCAGAAGAAGAAAAAAUGAAUAAGCUCUCAAGUGAGAUUGUGAUUGACAUACUUUCAAGAUUACCCAUCAAGUCCCUUGUAAAGUGCAGGUGUAUUUGUAAAUCUUGGCUACAUUUAACACAAGAGUUGCAUCUGAUUGAUACCCAUCUCUCUAUUUCCUCUAAAAAUGAAAUCUUUUAUGGUCUCAUCCUCAAAAGCUCAAUUCCCAUUCACACAACUUGUUGGCACAGUAAGUUAUCUUUUGUACAGAGAGAUGGAACUGAUGAUUAUAAGUGUGUUAACUUUAAUUUCUCAUUGCCCCUUUUGAACAAUUAUGAAAUUAUGGGUUCUUGCAAUGGAUUGCUAUGUUUGUUUGACCCAAUUGUUAAGUAUUUGACUCAUAUGCUAAAUCCAUGUACUGGGGAAUUUGUUUUCUUGCCUAACCCUAUUAGGGAUUUGGAGGAUCCUGUGAGUGUUGUUGUGGGGUUUGGGUUUUUACCUAAGAGGAAUGUGUAUAAGGUGGUGGAAAUUGUGUAUUAUAAGAGGGCAAUUGUGGAUGAUGAUAAUGAUGGUUUGAGGUCUAAUGUUUAUGUAUACACUAUUGGGGAUGAUUCAUGGAGAUGUAUUGGUUCUGCUCCUUAUUCACUUCGCGAUAAGUAUUUCUCCGGGGCAUGUGUGAAUGGAUCUCUUCAUUGGGUUAGUUCGGGUUAUGACGGUCCUAAACUUGUUGAUCAAAUUGUUGGUUUUGAUUUGGAAAAUGAAGUGUUUAGAGUCAUUCCUCAUCCUGAUUUUGAUUCAGGGAGACUCAACUACAUUUUGGGUGUUUUACAAGGUCGUCUAUCGGCUACUAGAUAUAAGUUUCAAGAUUAUGUAGAGAUUUGGGUAAUGAAGGAUUAUGGUGUCAAGGAGUCAUGGACAAAGUGUGUGAAAGUAGUUUGUAGUGAAGUUGGGCUAAUCAUUGGACCCGUCCAGCCUCUUUUCUUUCAGAGAAAUGGAGAGUUGAUACUGCAACAUGGUGGCUCUUUGCUUAGUUACAGUCCUCUGACAAAGAAACUUAGUGAACUUCGUAUUUCUGGAAUGCCACGAUCCUUCAAGGCGGUUAUUCAUGUUGGCUCUCUUGUUUCACCCCGAAAGUUAUUAAAAUGCGAGAAUACUGAAUUUGCUUGAUUUAGCAUAAACCUUUGCAGUGAAUUUUUCAGCAGAAACACGAUGGGGAUUGGUUCAUGGAUUUGAUUAGAGUGAAGUGGUUAUUAUCUCGUGUAUUAGAUGAAUUCCUUACACAUAGUAGCCAGCACUGUCCAGCCAUUACAUGGAGCUUUCUUUACGGGACUCGAAUCUGAUCAACAUACUACACCAGCAGGAAUAGGACCAUGAGAUAAAAACUUAUACCUAUUUGUGCCAUUUCUGACAGUCAUUGUACAUGCGAUUUAACUCAUUUAAGGUGUUUUUUUUUUGAAUUUUAACUCAUUACUUGUGUGUAGCUACUACUCUAGCUUAGUUUGAGGUUGUUUGUCUUUAUUGGAGCAAUGUUAAUGACAGUAACAAAAUUUGAGUUAGUGUUAAGUAUUACAUUUUGUUUCUCAUAUUGAAUUCAUGUACUCAUUUUUCCCCAGAGCUUAAGAAAGAAGGAAUUCAAA